CGAUAUUACUCAUACCACCGUGGUCCGCCAUAUAUCUAAAAGGUCUAGGCCUUUCGAUCAAUACACGACAUCUGUAUAAACCUUUGCGGCCGACACGACGACUGCUGAGAGACAGAGAUGUCGCUCUUUGACCCUACGGCGAAGCUUUUCGCCUUCCCGCCACUUCCUGAUUUACCGAUCAACCAGCCUGCAUUAGGUGACAACAUCGCAUGGUCUUUUGAUGAAAGCGCAGAUUAUGAUUACUGGUCCAACUUCGAAAGCGGAUUCGACGACUCAUGGACUUGGGAUGAGCGAAAGGAAGCGGCUUGGAAAAACAGCAAGGGCCAAGCGAAUAGUAUAGUCAUCACAGUCAAGCCGUCUGAGCAUUCAGAUCCGGAAAAGAGCUCGCGGCAAGACGGUGACGCACUUAAGACUUCCCCUGAUGAGGAUCACGACGAGGAGCCAGAAGCGGCGCUCGCUGCCGACUCAGAUGAGCAGAGCGCAUCCCUAACAAGGCCGGAAUGGAAAUUCUCGGACUGGGCAAAUGAACUUCCCGAAACUAUGGAUUUUUGCGCUGCUACAGACUUUGGCGCCCCUCAACCAUGGGACGGCGUGCUCGGCUCUGACCCUGCUCAGAACAUUCACGACACGCAUUUUGAUAAUGCUCUAUUCUCGGGCGAUGAAAUGAUCAAGGAUUACAACUUUGGGAACGGUCCUCUGAUCGGGUCAGAGGUCUUCGCUGCCGGGGAACCUGAAGCAUUCGUCACGCCGUGUGACACGGAGCUGGACGCAAUUUCACAGUUUCCGACAAGUGAUAUGUUCAAGCAACAGAUUCAGGAACCGGCCGAGGUGAACCACGACCGAUGGAAGUAUCUCGAAAAAGAUCUCAUGCAAGCUCUUGGCGCCGAGUUCUCUGGGCAGGCUCAACUCGGACUUCUAGAGGCUGCACAACUGCCACCAUCACCAUCGGGCAUUAGUACUCUCCAAUAUCUCCCAAGCCCUGACCACGAAAUGCUUGACCACGACAGCUCUAGUCCAGAUGCUAUUCUUACUGACGAGGCGACGCCAAACACUGACUAUGACGGCAACCGAUUGGUCUCCUGCUCGACUUGUCAGAAGAUCGUCAAGAGGAGGAAGCUCCAGUAGGUCGAAUCCGGUCAUACUCCAGACUUGACGCAAUGCUGACACAUUCUACUUGCAGCGAUCACAUGCGUUGGCACGUCAAAUCAUUCGGCUGCGAAAGCUGCGACAAAUCCUUUGCGAGCGAGAAAGAUCUUCGACGACACGAAAGACAGCACACAGGUGACAAGCCGUU
Molecule: messenger RNA, 1294 nt
Organism: Dissoconium aciculare CBS 342.82
Lineage: Eukaryota; Fungi; Ascomycota; Dothideomycetes; Mycosphaerellales; Dissoconiaceae
Exons: 2
Coding region: 118-1125 (335 amino acids)
Source: RefSeq, a predicted model, not a curated record